Messenger RNA from Leptomonas pyrrhocoris, 4277 nucleotides. RefSeq lists its product as hypothetical. The record is from RefSeq and is a predicted model, not a curated record. NCBI's taxonomy places the organism in Eukaryota, Euglenozoa, Kinetoplastea, Trypanosomatida, Trypanosomatidae. The coding region runs from base 903 to 4277 and encodes 1124 amino acids. The transcript has a single exon.
AGUCGUUCUUAUUCUAUUGCUUUCUUUUUUUCUCCGAUUUCCCCACGGAAAGGUGUUCUCUACAUACGCACACAUACAUACACAUCAUCUAGGUAACCUGUGGUCGUCUCUGUUUUCAGGGUUUGUAGCAGUUCUCACCCCUCUCCGAGUUAAAGUCGUCUCCCUUCUUUCUGUUUGUGUUGUUCAAACAGCUGUCCUUUUUAACCGUCCUUUUUUAAAAACCUGAUUGAAUGCGCAGACUGAACCCAUGUAUUUCUAUCGAUUCUGUUCGAGUCUAUAAACGCAUAUAUUCUCCGUUUUCCCUCUGCUUGCUAUUUCAUUGCACCGCGAUCUCGCCUCGCUUCUUGCUUAUUGUGUUGCUUCGAGCCACUUUUCGUGCUUUCUUUUUUCUUGCUGUUUCCGUGUAAGUGUAUCCGCGUGCUUUGCUGCUCUCUUCAAGUGUACUCCCUCCUCCUUCUUUUAGCUUGAGUUGUGCUCUGUUCACGCCCCUACUAUUUCUACAUCCUUUCCAAACCCGCGAAGAAGAACACCCUCUCCGCCACGUGUCGUACUACGGCAUGUCGGUUUUUAUUCAUAUGGGAGCGCAAGAGCUGCUGACAGAGGGCAGCACCGUAUCGACGGCGAAGCGGUCGUCCGCACACCCCACACCCUCCCCAUCCCACACGGUAGACACCGCACGAACUCCCGCUGUAAAGGCAGGGAAUGCAAAAGGACAAAAGAGCAGUGCGCCGGUUGCACGGCCCGCGACAUCGACCGCGGAGCCGACGCGGAAAGCCCCACCGCAGCCUUCCCACACGGAAGCCAGGCGGCCUCCACUUCCACCAGUCGCCGCCCAUCGCUCACCGUCUCCCUCGCCGUCCUCCUCAUCCUCCUCCAGCGACUCGGACGAGAACUUCGUGUACAUGCUGGACAGCGUCAAAACAGCAGAGGAGGCGAUGGAGCGCGUUCGUGCGGUGCAGCAGCCCAAAGAGCGUCCCCUCUCCACGUUCUUUAGCGGUCUGCCCGGCUCCACCAGUAAUCUAGCAGACUUGGUAGACGACUCUCCCAGCAAGGCGCCAGCCGCGCCGCGUGCGAUGAAAGGCGGACUUCCGGCUACGAUGGAGGAGUUCUACGAGUGUCCGCGGUACACCGUCUCCCUCACGGCAGCGCGUGACGCCGUCUUCUCCGAUGCCCUUUCCGGCUUUCACUCCUACGUGGAGCGCGAGAAGGCGCAGCGGGAGCGGUUGCGUGCGCUGCAGCGUCCCCACCCCCAUCCCCACCCACACCAGCACAGCCGCCCCUCACAACCGUCGCAGCAGCAGAACCCGCGUGCAGCCAAGUCUGACGCACGUGGUGGCCCACACAACACUUUGUUGUCCUUUUCGAGCGGUGCCACGGCGGAAUGGAAUGCAGCGCUGGCGGCCGCCGCCCCACCGCUAUCAUCAUCGUCCGAGAAGACAAACGCCGCUACGGCUUCGACAUCGACACCAGCGACAGCACCGAUACCUUCGGCCAUGGCGUCAUCUUUCCCCAUCCAUGGAGAUCCUCAAGUGCAGGAAGGCACUGCAGCCUCUGCCGGCUCCUCCAGCGAGGCGACGUCCACACCCGUCCCGUUGCUCGACACGGCGUCGCCAGCUGAUGCCCCGGUGACAGGCAGCAGCACCGCCACCGUCGCGACGAGCUCUGCAAAAGACGGCGAGGCCGGCCCGCAGCACCUUUCCGCCUCCUACAUGUUCAUUAUGCGGAGUCGCGAUACGGAGGCGCUGAGUCCGGUGUCCUCCCCACGCGUCAAGCCGCAGGGCGCUGAGUUUGGCAGGCUCCCGCUCAAUGAAGAUAAACCGUCGGCCAAGAAGAUGCCGGCCCUCGAGGACUCUGUCCCGUCGGCGGAGGUGCAGCAGGCGGAGCCAAAUGAUCUCGAGGCAGAAGCGCUGAAGCUACCAUUACCACUACCACCACCACCGCCGCUACCACUACAGGCAGCAACGAGUGCGCCGUCGAAGCCGACAUCGUCGGUCGCCACGACCUCUGCCGCAGAGGAGGCAGCAAAGCUAGAGGAGAUGCAGCUGCAGACGCUUCUGCAAGAGCGCAUUUAUCAGCGCGCCCGCGUUCCACUCGUCUUUCGGUGCCGCUACGCCCUCGAGUUUGCGGAGACAGCGGAGGAGCACCGGCAGCGGGUGCAGAUGCGCGACCACGUUCUCCACAACAACGAGCGCCUCGCCGGUCCGGGCGGACUGUCGCGUGAGAUGCGUCAGCGCAUCCGUGACCGGUACGUGGACCCGAACACGGUGGCCCCGGAGUGGCCGUACGUGUGGGAGCAGUUCGAGCGCGACCUCCCCCGCGAGACACUCUUCAUUGAGGACACGCCGCACCACGACGCCGAGGAUGCUCUGGCUGCCAUCGUGAGCUACGUCGAGUACUGCUACGACACGGCUCAGCAGAACAUUAAGGAGCGGUCGGAGAAGCUGCUGGCGGCUGCCAACAAGGAGAGCGGAGAAGCGGGUGAAGCAGCAGACGGGACGGCAGCCCGCGACGGUGCGGAGUUGUCGGGGUCACCGACGGCGCCGAAGUCGAAGGGGUUCUUUGAGUCCAUUUUGUCCGCCGGCUCCGCCGCCAUCAAGGGUGCUGUUGCGACGGUGCGGUCAAGUUUGCCAGACUUCGUCGGCGACCCUCUUCUGGCCGUCUCCGGACUCGAUCCCGCGCUGUAUCACGCCUCCCUCCUCUUCCCAACGGACCCGAGGGUGCGUAGUGAGAAGAUUUUUGCUGCCGUGCGCGAAGUCGUGCUGGCCUCGCAGCAGUCCUUCAUGGGCUUUCCGUAUCAGCUUCUCUGUGAGCAGAUCGGGACGGAGCGCCUCGGGCUGGCGCUGGAGGCGUUGGCGAUGGACCAAGAAAACGAUGACGAUGAGGACGACGUGGAGGAGAACAGCCCAGCCGAUGCGCCGCUGCACAGUUCGAACCGGCCGCCGCCGCAGCGGACCUCAGCGGAGGUCUCCGCUCCAAUUCCGAUUGGCGGCGCAGACGAGCCUGACGACGAGAGGAAAAAGAACGCCUCGAUCUCCUCGUGCCGGUCCUCCAUGCCGAGUUCGCGGGUGGUUCGAAUCUACCAAAGCUUCUCCUCGCCGACACUGCGGACGGACAACGAGGACGGUCGACGGCGUCGCGGGCACUUCCCGCACGGCAUCGAUGAAUGGAGCGUCUCGCCGUCCUCGUCGUCGUCGUCGCACGCCUCUGAUGUCGUCUGCUCCCCCUUUUCGCCGGAGACGGCGACGGGGGCAUCUGCUGCCAAGGGAAUACGUAAGGCGAAUACCGACCGCCGCGAGAGAGCGCACGACACAGCAGCAACGGGAGAAGCAGAAAACGAAGGGGAGAAGCCACGGCUGGAGGCCGCCCGACCCCCGCCACUGGAGCAUCUCGUCACGAACCACCUUGUGCCCAACACAGCUGCCUCCGCUCCGCCGCCCGCUGCGCCGGCCACCAAGCAGCAGCCGCCUGCGCCGCGCAAGGGCAAACUGGCGCAGCGCCGCCGUGAGCGCCGACGCCGCCGCCGCGGCCAGCUGCCCCUCCUCGUCGGUGAGCCGCGUCCGCACGAGUUCGCUAUGUUUCUCGACAUCGUCCGUGCGCGCGUCGCGGCGAAGGCGGCGAAGGAGGAGCGGAGGGAGCGGGCACGGCGGCGACGGGAGCAGGCGCAGCGGCUGGUGGAGCGCCAACAAGGGCAGCGGCACAGCGCACCGGGCUCUCGCGCUGCCUCACGCGGCACCUCGUCGGCAUCCCUUGAUGCGAUGACGAAGACACACGGAGAUGCUAGGGAUGCCGACGCUGCAGCGCCGUCCCCUGCACCCGCAAAGACAUGCGCCUUGUUCCGCGAAGACGUGGAGGGGUCUGCGUACCUGCUACCGACACAUCCCGCAGCAAUGAAGACGGCUGUUGCUGCGCAGAUGCCAAAGUCACCUCUCUCCAACUCGCUUGGGCGGCAGGUGAUGCCAGCUGAAACCCGCGGUAUGCGAAUUCGGCUCUUUUUUGACAAGCCGCGCAACGUCCCUGUGGUGGUGGUGAACAAGCUGUUCCGCCUGUUUACGGUUCCAGGGGUGCGAGGGCUAACCUCGUCCUCAGAGGAUGAGGCAGAGAAAGAGGGGAUGGCGCUGAGCACGCGCAGCAGCGCAGUGGACGGUCAAGGUACCACACAACGUAACGGCCGAAGGUGUAAGUACUCGGAAAAGAGUCUGUUGCUCUUGAUCCAAGUACAGUUCUCUCUCUUUACGAAGGACGAGACCGAGGUGCGGUGGAAGUGGUGGAAGGUGUAG